CCGUCCCCUGCUAGCUUCCCCACACAGCUCUUGAUCGAUCCCGCUCGCGCUCUCUUCUCUGCAAAAAGAAAACAUCCAGUCAUCCGUCCUACGAUCCCAAUGGCCCACGUCCUCGCCGCCGCCGAGCCCCUCACCCUCCUCAAGCGCCCGCCGCCGCAGAACGACGGCUUCGGCGACGACAACGGCAGCACGGAGGAGAAGGCGCCCAAGGCGCGCCGCCGGGAGUCGGACCCGGCGGCGGCACUGGCCGCGGCGCGGCAUGAGUUCGGGGAGCACGGCGGCGUGAACAUGUCCAUCGAGGCCUCGGCCACGUUCACCGUGAUGGAGCCGGACACCAUGCGCCGGCUCUUCACGGGGGAGCUGGGCCCGGAGCGCGGCGACCUGUACAUCUACAGCCGCCACUUCAACCCGACGGUGCUGGCGCUGGGGCGGCAGAUGGCCGCGCUGGAGGGGACCGAGGCCGCCUACUGCACGGCGUCCGGCAUGUCGGCCAUCUCCUGCGUGCUGAUGCAGCUGGUGGGCGCCGGCGGGCACGUGGUGGCGUCGCGCUGCCUGUACGGCGGCACCCACGCGCUGCUGUCCCGGUUCCUGCCGCGCACCUCCGGCGUGCAGGCGACGUUCGUGGAUGCGGACGACGAGGCGGCCGUGCGCGCGGCCAUAAGGCCGGGGGAGACGCGGGUGGUGUACGUGGAGACGAUGUCGAACCCGACGCUGGCCGUGGCCGACAUCCCGAUGCUGGCGCGGGUGGCGCACGAGGCCGGGGCCAAGCUGGUGGUGGACAACACCUUCACCCCCGUCGUCGUCUCGCCCGCGCGGCUCGGCGCCGACAUCGUCGUCCACAGCGUGUCCAAGUUCAUCAGCGGCGGCGCCGACAUCAUCGCCGGUGCGAUCUGCGGGCCGGCGAGCCUGGUGAACUCCAUGAUGGACCUGCAGGACGGCGCGCUGAUGCUGCUGGGCCCGACGAUGAACGCCAAGGUGGCGUCCGAGCUGGCGGCGCGCCUCCCGCACCUGCCGCUGCGGAUGCAGGAGCACUCGCGGCGCGCCGCCGAGUUCGCGGCCCGGAUGCGGCGCCAGGGCCUGCGCGUCACCUACCCGGGCCUGCCCGACCACCCGCACCACGCCAGGCUGCGCGCCAUGGGCAACCCGGGCUACGGCGCCGGCGGCAUGCUGUGCCUCGACAUGGGCACCGAGGAGCGCGCCAACCGCCUCAUGUACCACCUGCAGAACACCACCCAGUUCGGCCUCAUGGCCGUCAGCCUCGGCUUCUACGACACCCUCAUGUCCUGCUCCGGCAACAGCACCAGCAGCGAGAUGGACCCGGAGGACCGCGCCCGCGCCGGCAUCUCCCCCGGCCUCAUCCGCAUGUCCGUCGGCUACAACGGCACCUUGGAGCAGCGCUGGGCGCAGUUCGAGCGCGCCCUCGCGCUCAUGCAGCAGCAGGACACCCCCGCCGCCGCCGGCAAGUACGGCAAGCCCGUCUGACGACCCGAGAGGCUUUGCGUGAACCACCAAGCCCUGAUGCCUCAUGGCAUGUAAUGUAUUAUAUACUCCUACCAUUACUAGCUAAGUAAGUACGGUUAAGCGCCAUCUGGACCUGAUCAGAUGGAUGGACAUGCCAGUGUGUUAAGCAGCGCGCCUGAUUAGUCUUUGAAGAGCGUACUGUAAGAUGCAUCAUGCAUGUAUUAUCGGAAUAAAUUGGCGUAAUUCCCUGUCA
Messenger RNA from Triticum aestivum (bread wheat), 1714 nucleotides. RefSeq names its product methionine gamma-lyase. The transcript is spliced from 2 exons. The record is from RefSeq and is a predicted model, not a curated record. Gene Ontology annotation, cellular component: cytoplasm. Gene Ontology annotation, molecular function: pyridoxal phosphate binding; carbon-sulfur lyase activity. Gene Ontology annotation, biological process: transsulfuration. The coding region runs from base 100 to 1482 and encodes 460 amino acids. NCBI's taxonomy places the organism in Eukaryota, Viridiplantae, Streptophyta, Magnoliopsida, Poales, Poaceae.